GCGGAGGCUUUGUGUGAUUGUGUCGGGUUUAUGUGCGCAUACUGAACUGGUGCUGACUUGUAUAGAGUUUUUUCUCGCUGCUCUCCUUACUAUUUGGAAGAGCGCUUGAAGAAGGCAAUGUUUUGUGCUUCUCGUGUCUCAUCUCGCAACUCUUCGAGGGUUAUUCCUCUAUUGCUGAUAGGCUUGGUGUUGGCCCUGUUAUGUUUCCAAGUUGAAAGUUCGGUGUUGCAACAUAGCAAACAGAAACAACAAGAGAUAGAGUCAAGGACAUCUUCACUAGCUACUUCUCGUUUGAAGACGCAGGAAGAGGUCAACGUUUUGUGGCGCAAGAACAAUGUCGAUCGUUCCUCUUAUUUUUUGAGUAUGCUACCAUCCUUUGUUUCAGAAAUGGAAAACGUUGUCACUCGUGGUUCGAAUCCUGCUUUUGCUUUACCAUCACCGUUUCAGUUUGUCGCUGCCUCUUCAACGCCUAAUCCAACGGCUACUCCAAAUCCAUCUGGACCACCCGUGGUUCAUUCUACUCCAUCGCCUUCUCCAGGAAUGGCUUACUUAUUUAUCAAAAUACUGUUGAGGUCCUUUAUAACGGAAGAAAUUUCGAAGGAAAUAGAGUUGGACCUCGCAGAUGCUGCAAAUGUUCCCGUAUCAAAUCUAAGCCUCGUUAAUUUCCAAGUCGGUCCUAUUUUGACGUACGUGUUAGAAGCAGAAAGACAGUUGGCGCCUUCCCUUGUCCAAAGUCUUACUUUCUAUAUCAAAAGUGGCCAACUGGCGGCAUCUAUUAAUAAUGGUCCUAUCAUCCUAGUUGAUGAUCCUAUUGAAUUUUCCGAGUCUGGGCAGUCAGUAAAUGAGUCUCAAGUUGCACCUGCGUUGCGCUCAACUCCUCUCCCAACUGCGGGAUUUCAUCGAGUUUUGUAUGAGAUACGAUUCAACAACUUUACCACAAACAUUUUCACGGCAGCCAUUAACAAUGAUAUUGAAGAUGUACUUGCGGCACAACUCUCGGGUAUGAAUGUCAGCGAUAUCCUUUUGACGAAUCUCUUUAACUGCUCUGGAAAACCUCCUUACGUGCUUGCUGAUUAUAUUACAGUGUUUGCUUCGAAUGAGACGAAUGAUGCAAUUAACAAAAUUUAUAAAUUUGUCAACAGCGGUGCGAUGCAAAACUUAACUCACUUGGACGUUAUUAUGAUAAAAAUGCCCAAGACAAUGGAGAGUCUGUUACAAACAAGCUCGAGUCCACAACCAGUAGGUGCCAUUGUAGGUGGUACAGUAGGAGGUGUUAUUGGAGUUUUAAUUAUAAUUGGGUUGAUACUGUUUGUAUUUUAUUUAAGAAGGAGAAGACGAAAGAAAUUUUUAAGGGAAGAAAGUGACUCUACCUUUGAAAAAUUUGGUAUGUUUCCACAAGCGCCUCAACCCGCUUGGUUGGGUGACUCUGAUUCGCCUGGAUUGAACACCAGUAAUGGAUUUCACAACUUUGUGGGCCAUAAUUUCUUUUAUACGGUACACAAAAUUGAUGAAGACUUGGAUACUGUGCAUAGUUCAAAUGGUAGUUGGGUAGCUGGAGUCAAGUGGGAAGGAGCGACCCCAUUCGAUACCGAUAAAAAUCUCACCAAUGCCAAUAAUAUAUUUGGAAAUGGUGUGAAUGAGAAAUCGGAUAUAUCGGAGCGUUCAAGUGACCUUCUUAAAUGGAGUCCUUCUCAUAGCACGAAAGAUACAAAACACGAUGCCCCUUGGGAAAUACCGUUUGAAGAGUUAACAUUGAUGCAUUGUGUUGGUGUUGGUGGAUUUGGUAUCGUUUAUUCUGGUCUUUGGCAUGGAACUCAAGUCGCAGUGAAGAAAUUGUUAGAUCAGGACCUAACCGAAAACCAGAUAGAAGAAUUCAGAGCGGAAGCGAAAAUGAUGGCGAGACUUCGACAUCCCAAUAUAGUUCUUUUUUUGGGUGCCACAACUUGCCCUCCUAACUUGAGCAUUGUAACGGAACUGAUGACUUUGGGCAGUUUGUACAAGGUCUUGCAUGGUUCCACCAAGACUCAUCGUUAUGGAGAUGAGAAUAGCGAACAUGCUUCAGGUAGCAGUAGUUCUCAAAGCAGGAUUUUGCCACUUUCUUGGCGACAACGAGUUUUCAUGUGCAUUGACGCUGCUAGAGGUUUGAAUUAUUUGCAUCAGCAUCAUCCACCAAUUGUACAUCGAGAUUUGAAAAGUUUAAAUCUGCUUGUUUCAGAAAACCUUACGGUUAAAGUAAGUGACUUUGGCCUAUCGAGAGUCAGAAAUAGGACUUUUUUAACAAGUCGACAUUGUGGAGGAACUCCUGAAUGGACGGCACCUGAAGUUCUUCGCAGUGAACAACACAAUGAGAAGGCAGAUGUUUAUUCCUUCGGGGUUAUCAUGUGGGAAAUGAUCACACGCAAAGUUCCGUUUGAGGGUAUGACGUCUAUGCAGAUUAUUGCUGCAGUUGGUUUUAGAAAACAGAAAUUACCUCCUCCUUUGAUACCUAGUCCAUUACCUCCCAAUUUGUCUGGGAUGCACAGAUACGUUGAUGUUAUGGAAAGCUGCUUUGCAGAACCAGACAAGAGACCUUCCAUGUCUCAUAUUCUUUCUGAGCUUUGCAAAAUUGUUCAGUCAAGUGAUGAAUAUUCAACAAACCAGCCACCAUUGCGAAAAAACUUUAGUUCAUCCGUGGCAGAAACAGCAAGAACUUCUUCACCGUCUCUGAGAAGAAUAUUGACAGACAAUAGCUAUGAUGAUAUGAAGCAUCCACCACAAACACCGACGACUGCAUCAAUUAAGAGACCACUUCAAAGGGGUCCAAAAGACUGGAUGCAACUGGCUCCUUUGGAUCUUUCAGAACUAGAGUUCUGACAAUAAUGUUUGAACUACUUGUUAGGGCUCUCAAUGAAUAUAAUUAUUUUAUCUUUGAAAUGAAAUUCUGACGGAAUAGUUCUUUCGUUACUUUGAAUACCAGCGUAGUUGCUUACGUGGUUAUUAAAUUUCUUUCAUAUGUGCUCGGUAUAUUGUAUUUU
This is a messenger RNA of Galdieria sulphuraria, 3014 nucleotides long. Its product is annotated as serine/threonine protein kinase. NCBI's taxonomy places the organism in Eukaryota, Rhodophyta, Bangiophyceae, Galdieriales, Galdieriaceae. Gene Ontology annotation, biological process: protein phosphorylation. The coding region runs from base 118 to 2853 and encodes 911 amino acids. The record is from RefSeq and is a predicted model, not a curated record. Gene Ontology annotation, molecular function: ATP binding; protein kinase activity. The transcript is spliced from 4 exons.